Saccostrea echinata is the source of this 873-nucleotide messenger RNA. RefSeq names its product SLIT and NTRK-like protein 6. NCBI's taxonomy places the organism in Eukaryota, Metazoa, Mollusca, Bivalvia, Ostreida, Ostreidae. The coding region runs from base 1 to 873 and encodes 290 amino acids. The transcript has a single exon. The record is from RefSeq and is a predicted model, not a curated record.
AUGGCAGGAAGCUACGUCACAAAUUUCAACAUCCGGGGAUGUUUGUUGGUAGAAGAUUAUAAAACCCAAGAUCCAGCUCUAAGUGUUGAACUGACGACAGACGUCACUUUAGAGAACUGUGUUAUAAAAAUUAACUCGUACGAGUAUGUUAAAAAUCAAAUCGAAAAUCUCUCUGCAAGGAACUGUGAUGAACAAUUAUCAUUAAAAAGUGAAAUAAUGCGUAACGUAUCUUUUACUUUUACAGAAUUCAACAAAACACAUUUAUCAGUAAUUCUGAAAGACGCCGGGGUAAAUGCAGAAGCCUUUGCACAGGGCAUUUUGAAGGCAGAGGAACUUUGCAUCUAUGAAAAUAUGACCUAUUAUGAGCGCUCGUUCAAUAAUCCAAAUUCAGGAAUGCAUAAUAAUCCCCAUCUUCAGACACUCUACAAAAUGCCAAAUCUGAGAGUCUACAACUUUUCUAGCAACAGUCUUCUUCAAAUUCCAAGUACACUAAAAACAAUUCGUUAUUAUUAUCCAUCGUUGGAAAUCCUGGAUUUAUCUAAUAACAAUGUAAAAGAAACUUCCUUUUCACAGUUAAAUUCAUCUUUGAGUUCUGGUCCAUUGUAUAUCGACUUACGAAACAAUAAUAUCACAAACGUUAGUGAAAACCAGGUACAAGAGUUCUUGGAGAACGAUGUAAUAGUUGAUCUUAGAGACAAUCCCAUUACGUGUGACUGCAGUGCAGUGUUUUUGAAAAGCUACCUUUUGCGAAUUUCGACCGCAUGGCCAAAGUGGGCGACGACAGCGGAUAUUACAUGUAGUCAACCAUCUAAACUAGUUGACAAGUUAUUGGCUGACUUUGAUGACGAAUUCUUAUGCAAUAGCCACCCUUAA